AUGCCGGAUCGGGGGAUAAGGUAUCACCAUGUUGCUAGGAAGUAUUCGUCGACGGCAAGUCCGCCAUCUCCAGAGCACAGUCCGGCUGACCAAGCCUCGCCUAUCCUCCUGCGAGAUGCCUGUCGAUGCAGUCAAUGCAUAGACCCUUCCGACCGUCAGCGCAACUAUUCUUACUCUGAGAUACCAAUAAACAUUCAGGUGCAUUCGGCUAUGAGCGCUAGCGACCAAAACUCUACUACUAUUCAAUGGAAGAAUGAUAUGGAUUCUUCACAUCAGUCAACCUUCACCCCAACACAGCUCAACAAGCUGCGGGCACCUUUCCGGAACGCCAACUGGGCGUUCUACCAACGGCCUCGAAAGCUCUGGAACAAUGAAACUUACCGCACAGAGAAGAACCCGCGCAUCAACUUUGACGAGUACAUGGACAACUCUUCUAUCCUCGCGCGAUCUCUUCAUCUCCUCUGGCGCGACGGCCUCGUCUUCGUCGACAACGUCCCAGAAUCCGAAGAUUCUGUACGAAAAAUCGUAGAGCGGAUGGGCCCACUGCAAAACACAUUCUACGGCCCAACGUGGAAUGUGCGCUCCGUGCCUCAAGCCAAGAACGUGGCAUACACGUCCAAAUAUCUAGGUUUCCACAUGGACCUCCUGUACAUGCGCGACCCACCAGGCCUGCAGUUUCUGCACUGCAUCCACAACUCCUGCACCGGAGGCGAGUCGCGCUUCGCCGACACCUUCAAGGCAGUGGACGAGCUGUACAGCCAGGCCAACGGGCCCGAGAUGGUCCAAACCCUCAUGAACCACCAAGUGCGGUACGAGUACGACAACGAUAACUUCUUCUACUCGGACACCAAACCCACGAUUCUCGCAAGCACGCAAUCCCCACGCGACCGCGUCCUCCUGGCCAAGAACCCGGAGCUGAUGCGCCGCAUCGAACACGUCUUCUGGUCCCCACCGUUCGUCGGCAACAUCGACAGCAGCCAGCCGCACGCCGAGCUCGUCAAAUUCGUCCAAGCCAGCAAAGCCUUCUCGGAUAUUCUCGAGAACCCCGCCAACGUCGUCGAGGAGAAGAUGGACAGCGGCACCUGCGUCAUCUUCGACAACCAGCGUGUCGUCCACGCUCGUAACGAAUUCGACGUCAACAGCGGCAAGCGCUGGCUCAAGGGCGCGUACCUCGCGCACCAGGACUUUUCCAGCAAGGCGGUCAGCCUGGAGAGACAGAUGCCAGCGGCAGGCGAAGACUGA
Exophiala aquamarina CBS 119918 is the source of this 1242-nucleotide messenger RNA. RefSeq lists its product as uncharacterized. The record is from RefSeq and is a predicted model, not a curated record. The transcript has a single exon. Gene Ontology annotation, biological process: carnitine biosynthetic process. Gene Ontology annotation, molecular function: oxidoreductase activity. NCBI's taxonomy places the organism in Eukaryota, Fungi, Ascomycota, Eurotiomycetes, Chaetothyriales, Herpotrichiellaceae. Gene Ontology annotation, cellular component: mitochondrion. Bases 1 to 1242 code for a protein of 413 amino acids.